Haliotis rubra (blacklip abalone) is the source of this 2329-nucleotide messenger RNA. RefSeq names its product polypeptide N-acetylgalactosaminyltransferase 13-like. Bases 406 to 2154 code for a protein of 582 amino acids. Lineage: Eukaryota; Metazoa; Mollusca; Gastropoda; Lepetellida; Haliotidae. The record is from RefSeq and is a predicted model, not a curated record. The transcript is spliced from 10 exons. Gene Ontology annotation, cellular component: Golgi apparatus.
GGGGCGAGCAGUGUACUUGAAAUCGGGAAGCGCGCGUGGGGACCGGUGUAGGUGAGCCCCUCUACAAUACUACACACAGCCAGUCAGCGACGAGACUCGAUAUCUCUGCAGGGUUCUGACCAGCUGUCCGAAACGUCGACGUAGAGUGAUCAAAUUACUGGGUUGACCUGAUGUAUGGACCUGAACAAAGUACCUACAGCCCAGCCCAACGAUUCUCUCUGUGUGGUUGUCUUCUGGAUUGAUUCACUUGAAGUACUUGAAGCAAGUUGAGAUAAGAUAGCAAUUGACUGACACAGUGGCAGGUGUAAGCUUACGAACCUCUUUGAGAGUAGAACGGUCAACUGCAUCCCCACGACUUUAUGACACAAACCUGGAUGUCCUGUAAAAAAACCACAGGUAGCUGUCAUGCGUUUCAUCGUCAGGGUGCCACUAAGUAUUUUGUUUGUGUUAGGAGUGUGUGUCGUGCUGGUCCUGAUAUCGCCACCAUUUUCUACCCAAAGGUCAAAAACAUUUGUGCAGAACUUACUUGAAGACAGGGACAUACACCCUGAAGUGGUAAAGAUUGACGGACAUGCUGGACUCAGCACCACCCCGAAUCCCCUAAUUGCUAAGUAUGGCCAAAAUGACAUGUCCCAGACAGGGGAGAAUGGGCGAGGUGUUGUCUUUGUUGGCGAAGAACAGGAAACAGUAGAGAAGUAUUUAUCAGAGUACCGGGUGAAUAUAUUGGCCAGCGACCUCAUACCCCUGAACAGGAAGGUGCCCGACUCUCGCUAUCCGAGCUGCCGCAACCUCACGUAUCCUGUGGACGAUCUUCCCACAGCUACAGUCAUCGUGCCAUUCUAUGACGAGUGGCCGUCACUGCUAUUGAGGACAGUCUACAGCGUUAUCAACAGAACGCCGGUGUCCCUCCUCAAAGAAAUCAUCCUCGUUGAUGAUGCUAGCACUAUGGAGAGUUUAAAGUCUCAACUCGACAAAUAUAUCUCUGAGCACUUUCCGAAGAAUCUGGUGAAAAUACUGCGUAUGCCGGAGCGUAGAGGACUGAUCAAGUCCCGCCUGGCAGGAUGGAGAGCUGCCGCGGGAGAGGUCCUGGUGUUCCUGGACAGCCACAUGGAGAUGAACGUGCAGUGGCUGGAGCCGUUGCUGAUGGUGAUUCGAAAGAACGCAAGUACUGUGGCGAUGUCCGUUCUUGACUACAUCGAUUCGACCACGCUUAAAUACGACAUCCGACCAGACUACGUCAUCAAAUAUGGAUUUAACUGGAUGCUUACAUUCUUCGAAUACCAUUUCCGAAAAGAAGAAAUUGGACCACAGUUCCAUUCUCCAAGGAAGGGCGCUACAAUGGUUGGGGCAGCGUUUGCAGUGGACAAGCAGUACUUUGCAGACAUCGGAGCCUAUGACGAGGACAUGAAGAUCUGGGGUGGGGAGAACAUCGAGCUAUCGUGGAGAGUGUGGCUGUGUGGGGGACAGCUGGUCCAUGUUCCUUGUUCUCACAUGGGGCACAUCGCCCGGACACAGCCGUACUCCUUUCCUGAGGGGAGGCAGCAGGUAGAAAUGUUCAACUACAAGCGGGCCGUCGACGUUUGGUUGGGAUCCCUCAAGAGAUAUGUGUACCAGAGCUAUCCAGACAUGGAGGGCCUUGACGUUGGUGACAUUUCAAAUCGACUACAUCUGAAAGAACAACUGAAAUGUAAAGACUUCUCCUGGUACAUAGACAAUGUCUGGCCGGAGCUGUUGAUGUAUGACGUCGGCGUUGUUGCCUGGGGGUCGGCCCGAAAUCAGCACACUAACACGUGCUUAGAUAACGUUGGUUCCCUAUAUCCUGGGGAGCUGUACCUGUAUGGAUGCCACUACCUCCUCUUUACACAGGGGUUUUCAGUGACCACGAAGGGCCACCUGCGCACCUCUCUGACGUCUGUAGUCUUUGACGGAGAAAAAGCUGGACAGAAACCUACCCUGCAGUCUUACGGUGUAGGCACCCCGAGCACCUGGACACACAGGCCGAACUCGUGGCUGGUUCAUGACCGGACGAAGCUCUGCCUGGAUGCUGGUGAGCAGGGACCCGUGAUGUCGCAGUGUGAGCGAGGCCGUGCGUCUCAGAUGUGGACAUUCAAUCAUUAUGUGGAGCCAGGGUCCCAGACAAAGGACCACGUGUAGUUUGAGUGGUGAUGGUGGUGAGAGAGAUAUAGCUAACCUCACAUUUGUCACUUUCUCCAUGGCGAGCUGUUGACUGUCCAAACUCCAAUUUAAAGUCAUGGACCAACAGUUUGGCGAUACAUGUUGUUUUGAAUGUCCGGAUUAACUGUAUAAAGUGCAAUAAAGAUUUACAAAC